Leptonychotes weddellii (Weddell seal) is the source of this 2942-nucleotide messenger RNA. Lineage: Eukaryota; Metazoa; Chordata; Mammalia; Carnivora; Phocidae. The record is from RefSeq and is a predicted model, not a curated record.
AUGACCCCUGGCCACUCCAUACUCCAAGCAAGAGCCCUGAACGCUGCCAUCUACAAGGACAGUUCCAAGAGCAAACUACCUCUUCACCCCUUCACUCUGGGAUUGGCUGCAGGACAUGCUUUGGAUUAUGAGAUGUUAAUUGGCGUGACUAAAGCCAUCAGUGAGCACUUCAAAAGUCCCAUUUUCAUUGUGCAGAAGAAAAGAUUAGAGAACAGUGUUUCAGUAUUCAGCUACACUGGGCCCAGUAACCCGGAACGACAGAAGCUUCUGGAUGAAAAAUCGAGGAUUUGGAUCAAGAAAGUUCUGGCUGAACAGUGCCUGCUUCUGCAGGAGGGAGGCCGGACCCUUUGUGGAAACCCAGCAGCCCUGGGCCUCUCAGUGUCACCGGCCACCAUCUGCCCAGGCACGGGACCUGCGUCUCCGGUGUGGUGGAGGCCUUUUCCCUCCUCCCACCAGCUGAGGACUCGGGUCAAGCUGGAAAGCCUGGAAGAUGCGUAUAUUCUUCGGGGAGAUGAUGACUCCCUCUCUGACAAGCACGGCUGCCCUGCUUACGUGAGCCCAGAGAUCUUGAACACCAGUGGCAGCUACUCGGGCAAAGCAGCCGACGUAUGGAGCCUGGGAGUGAUGCUCUACACCAUGUUGGUGGGGCGGUACCCUUUCCAUGACAUUGAGCCCAGUUCCCUCUUCAGCAAGAUCCGGCGUGGCCAGUUCAACAUUCCAGAGACUCUGUCGCCCAAGGCCAAGUGCCUCAUCCGAAGCAUCCUGCGGCGGGAGCCCUCAGAGCGGCUGACCUCGCAGGAAAUUCUGGACCAUCCUUGGUUUUCUACAGAUUUUAGCGUCUCGAAUUCAGGAUAUGGUGCUAAGGAAGUGUCUGAUCAGCUGGUGCCGGAUGUCAACAUGGAAGAGAACUUGGACCCUUUCUUUAACUGAGCUCGUGCCCCGCAGAGACUUAGCAGGUACCAGGAGCGAGAGAGGGCAGUGGAGAGUCCUUCCAGGGGACACGUAUCGCCUGGCUUGGUAGCAAGAAAGACACUGACACUCAAGUUUCUCGGUUCAAAGAAGGAGAACCUUCAAGGAGCUGACUGAACAUGUAGCAUGGGGGCGAGAGAUGUGGGGUGGGAGUCUGGGGUCAGGUCAGCGGGGCAGGUGCCCCUGGAGCUUCUCUUCCCUGACGUAGCCCCCUGGAGACCACCCCCAUCAGUUGGGCUGCUUCGGCCUACCCCACUUUUCAUUUGUCCCAAAAUAGUUGCAGAUCCCGACAGAAUCAAAACUCUCUGCCUCAAACACACAUCUUGGCAUCGCACUGUUAGCUUUUAACUUCUUGUCAUGAUUCAGGGAAGGUACAAUUGGCCAAGGAUUUUUUUUUUCUUUUUAAACAAGACAACCACCUAUAUGAUACUUAAUGCGGUUCAUUCAAAAAAAAAAAAAAAAAAAAUUCGGUGCACACAGACUGACCAGAAACCUGGGUGCUAAGCUAAAAGAAAAUAGAAGUCCAGUUUGUGUCUCUUAAUUGCUCUUUUCAACUCAUUUCUUCUAAAUAAACUAUUUAAUAUCCUGGUCAGGAAAUAACAUGUUGAUGCUUUGCUCCCUGAAGGGGGAAAAAAAAAAUCUGUCCUUUAACAAGCUAUUCUGUUCUGUGUCCAUGGGUUUGUGACAGGAAGCUAUUAGAAGUCAAACUUCUAGAUGCAUUAACUGCUAUCGUAGUUUAAAGAAAGAAAAGAAAAAAAAGGAAGGGAAAGGAAAAGAGAAAUUCACUCCUGAAUUUUUUUUUCCUUCGAACGAUGAGGGCUGCCUCAUUGGGGGUCCUCUCUGCUGGGAUGGGGGCAACGGGGUGAGAUCACGGGAGGCGCUUGGAGUCUGAAGCUUUUGCGACACUCUGGUCUCAGCUACACCUUUUGUCUUUGUUUUAUUGGAAACUAGUGAAACCAAGCAGAUUGUCCCACGUGUAUGAAAUACAGGGCAGCUAUUUCCUUUUCUUUAGGAAGAAUGAUCCUUUUGGCUUGGAAGGCCCUCUGGUUUGGACAAAAAUCCUCGGUAGAGACAAGCGGCAAGAAAAAUCAGCUGGAAGCUAGGAUGAUAUAAAUAAAAACAGCUCUCUUAUCCCAAUACGCACCUUUGUAUUUUCAAGAAUUCUUCUAUUUAUUAAGGAAAAUGUCACAUUGUGAUGUAUUAAGCCAGUACUUCAAUUACGGGUUGACUUGGGAUGACAUGUUACAUGCUGUAGUUAACAUCUAUAUAUUUUUUCUUGUUUGAGUAUUUCUGUCCCUGAAAUAACCUUUUGUUUGGCUUUUCUAGAUAGCUUUAUUUGAUUUCGAGUGGCAAAUGUUUUUUUUGUUUUUUGUUUUUUUUUUUUUAUUACGGCUUUUCUAUUUGCUGUAUGAUACAGAACUCUUUUGGCAUAAAUAUUUGUGUUUCCAGUACCUCAGUUGUUUGGAUUUUACUGCCUGUAUACGUUUUGUGAAAUGGUCAUGUUUUUGGGUAGGUAACACGUGGACUCUAGUAUGUAAAUGUUACUUGAAUCUGUGCUUUAUUAUAGUACGUGGCAUGUGUGUGCAGAUCUUGGAUGCUUCAUGCCUGCUCAGCAGGAGCCCAGCCUUCACGUUCCCAGGAGGGCGGCUUAACCGUUCAUAGUCAGGAGACAAGGCGGCCAUGGAUUUGCCCUUGAUUCUAUUUUGAUAAUGGAAGAUACAAAGGAGAGAGUUUUUUGGUUUUGGGUUUUGUUUUUGUUUUUGUUUUUGUUUUUUACAUUCUGAAGAUGGUGCUGUGUCAAGAAGGACCCGUUUUUCUUCCCCGUCCCCUAUUUUUUCAGUACCCCGUAGGAGGAAAGAUUGGUGAUGUGCAUGGUGGGAAUCUAUGGCCUCUGGUGCUUUGUCCUGUAUUUGGUUUAAUGUUUUUGUCCUAAUCUCUUCAAUCAAUAAAAUUGUGCGUAUUUAACUAAAAUA